AUGGAGGCUUACGAGCGCUACGACCACGGUGGUCUUUUGAACGACCGCUACUUGAAAGUAGCAGACAUUUCCGAAGGUUCGUAUGGUCUCGUCUCUUUAGCAAAGGACACAAAGGCCAACGAUACAUUGGUUGCUGUCAAGUACAUCUAUCCCGCUUCAUACACUCGAUCUAAAACUUUUAAAGAGCUUUCACAGGCAACAGGCCGUGCCACUUCUUCGCCGGCGAAACUCCGCUCAAACAAUGAGAAAAACCCACAAACAUCCUUGCUCAACUCAUUGUGGGAGGAAUCGGCAAAGGAAAUCCGCAUUCACAAGAUAUUGGGUACCCAUCCCAACAUCACGAGCCUUAUUGACCAUUUUGAUUCUUGCCUAGUUCUUGAAUACUGUGCACGUGGAGACUUGUAUGAGGCAAUCCAAAGCGAUACGGGUCCAUCAACUACGCAAGAUGUAAAGGACGUUUUCGGACAAAUCUUGCUGGCACUCGCUUUUUGUCACGGUAAGCUGGUGUUCCACCGGGACUUGAAGCCAGAAAACAUACUCAUCACCGAGGACUGGACUAUUAAAAUGUGCGAUUGGGGUCUUGCCACAACACAGCGCCGCGUGACAAAUAAGAGCGAAUUCGACGUAGGAUCCGAGCGUUACAUGGCACCAGAACUUUUCGACCCCGAGUUGGAGAGCUACGAUGCCGCCAAAGUGGAUCUUUGGUCCGUGGGGAUUAUCUUACUUACGCUUGUCUUCCACAAGAACCCAUUCAAAGCUGCAAACUACACGGACAAGCGGUUUCUCCAGUUUUCUGCUAACCGUGAGGCGUUGUUUGAUUUUUUCAGUACCAUGAGCAGCGACAUGUUUAGCGUUUUGCGCUUCUGUCUUACGCUUGACCCCGAAAACCGUGAUUUGGAAGCAUUGCGUGCUGAAGUGGAAAAGGUCAAGUUUUUCACCAUGGACGAGGAAUACUGGGCCGAACAUAGUGACGAAGAAGAAGACUACCGGUUUGAGGCCGAGGCUGAAGAUGAGCAAAAAGCGGAGUUAGCGGAGAAGACUAUCUCGUACCAGAAGCCGGUCGAAAUUGUGGAGCCGGAUGUAUUCGCAGAGCCAGUCGAUAUCGGCGGCGCGAACAUGUCGCCCCGUAUGCCGCCGCAAAUCACCGUUGGCGCGCUGCUCGACGCCGAUAUGCCCUACAAUCGUCGCGCGGAUGCGCUUCUUUCGCCCCACGCACAACCGAUUCCCAUCGGGCGCCUUCGCAACACACGGAAGCCCUUUGGUGUCGCAUCAUACACACGCACCAACAACAGCCACAGCAACAACGGCCGGUUCCGGCGCGAGGAUUUCUUUACUCCUCGCAGUGUCUUCAAUCACUACAUGGACAAGUACGGAGAGAAUAAGUACGGAGAGAACAAAUCCGGAGGAGAUAACCGGGACAAGGAGCGGCGCAGGCGGCGCAGUGGGAAACAGUCGUGGAAGAGGAAACCUGAAACGCGCAAACCGUGCAAGAAACGGCGGUCGCGGUACGAGAUGGCGCAGUCGGCACCGCACACAGGCGCGUACUUUGAAGCGCGCCAGCAUAGUCCGGCGCGAGGUAAAUACGUGCCGCCGUUCUUGCGUCUGCCUCGCUCGCCGCCCAUUGGCGCGCUCGCUGAAGAAAUCGACCACCUCUCGCUUGACGAUGACAUGUUUCAGUUGGAGGAUGUCGGAUACACCAACGGAGACGAAAAUACAAACGGUGCCCAUUCUGGCUUGAAUUACGGAUCGCAUCUCAGCUCGCAUUUCAACUCGCACGACAGUUCUCAUAUACGUUCGCAUGCCGGUUCCCAUGUGAGCUCGCAUGGGGCACCUAACCACACUAAUCUGCACACUUUCAAUUACGGCUCUACUGGUGCCGGUUUCAACGGCAGCGGCUCUCUGAGAAGCGGCAAUUUUGGCGCAAAUGUUGCCGCGGUAAACGGCGGACACGCCGGGCCUGGCGCGAAGUACGUUCCACCGUUUCGGCGUGGGUCGCACCCCAGCUUGCCCAAGCGCGCCCCACUUGCCCAGUUUGCGCGCAGUAUUCAGCAGACGCUCGACGAAGGAAGUCACAGCGUGCCUAGCGACCGGUGGAUGACGAAAAACUGGCCGGCGGCACGUGACUGA
Molecule: messenger RNA, 2127 nt
Organism: Clavispora lusitaniae ATCC 42720
Lineage: Eukaryota; Fungi; Ascomycota; Pichiomycetes; Serinales; Metschnikowiaceae
Gene: KSP1
Product: putative serine/threonine protein kinase
Biological process (GO): protein phosphorylation; intracellular signal transduction
Cellular component (GO): cytoplasm
Molecular function (GO): ATP binding; protein serine/threonine kinase activity
Source: RefSeq, a predicted model, not a curated record